UCGAACACGUGAGUUGAAUGUCACGAUGGUGACAUACUUCUUUAACUAGCAUCGUAACAUUAAUGUAUGUAUCAGAUGUAUGUUCUUGUAUUUCAUGACAUCUUCUGUAUUACAGGUAGAAGAUGUCUACCCUGGUGGUUGUGCGCAUUGCCUAUCUGAUCAUGUCUACAGCUGCCAUUUGCAGUGAAGACCAACACUGCCGAGACUGUUACAACGACACUGGCAGUUGUCUGACCGAGUGUGACAGUGGUUAUUUCGACCUGAAAUGUAAGUCGCUUUGCAGCAGGAACUGUAAAAAUAAGAAAUGUAAAUCUGUGAGCGGUGGCACAGAAGUAUGCACAGAGGGUUGUGUCCCAGGGUAUCAGGGCGGUAGGUGCAACAUACCAUGUGACAGUCCAGGAGGUAACUGUACAGCAUGUCCAGGUGGUUGUGAUGGAGGAUACUGCCAGCUUAGUUCAACCUGUGUAUCAGGAUGCAGUGGUUCCUACUAUGGAUCUGACUGCAAACAAUGUUCAAGAAGAUGUAAGACAUGCAAUGGCUAUACAGGGAUGUGUGAGGAGUGUUUCCCACAAUAUUUUGGACCGAACUGCGAUUAUUUAUGUGAACACUGUAGGGACACGUGUCAAUUCGGAUGUCUGCGUGGCUGUAUACCUGGCUUUUAUGGUGCUGCCUGUGAGAAGGAAUGCAGUACAAACUGUGGAUCUAGCCCAAUGAUGUUAGACAAUAAAACUGCUGACACACGACCUGUAUAUAAUGACACAGUUAAAUGCAAUCAGUACAGUGGUGAUUGUCUGCAUGGAUGUGUCGAUGGCUUGUUUGGUCCACAGUGCUCCUCAGAGUGUAGUGUCAACUGCAGGAAUGGGACAUGCAACGAUGUAGGUGACUGUGUAGAUGGAUGUGUAGAUGGUCGGUUUGGUCCACGCUGCUCCUCACGAUGUAACCUUAAUUGUAGGAAUAGGAGAUGCAAUGAUACAGGCGACUGUGUAGAUGGUUGUUUAUCUCAUCAUUUUGGAAGAAACUGUAUACCAUGCCCUGACAACUGUAUCCACCACACAUGCCAUAAAAGCUAUGGAACUUGUGUUCAUGGAUGUACUAAUGGAUUCUAUGGACAAUCGUGUAACAACACGUGUGAAUUCUGUCUUGGUGGAGAGUGUGACCAAAUGUUAGGAAUGUGUUUCAAAGGCUGCAACGUGACCGGACAAAAAUGCCCAUCUGUCUGCAGAAACAACUGUACUGUGGACGAUUGCCAAUCAUGUCAAGAUGAAAGUGAGAUGAACACGUCAAUAGGACUACCAACUGGCCUUACAGCAGUGGUCAUUGUGAUUGUGAUUAUUGCAUGCAUGUCUGCUAUCAAACGUAGGAGAGCUAUAAGAGCACAACAAUCAUCAAUUGUUCAACACAACGAUGAAGGAGCUCAGGAUGAUAUAUAUUCUGUAGAAUACCAGGCCACACACAGAUAUUGGCAGAUCAGAGAUGAAGAUAUAGAAUGCCAGGCCAUAAACAGAUAUUGGCUGAUCAGAGAUGAAGAUAUAGACAUGGCCUGUGUUCCGCCAAUUGUGAACCAAGAGGAACGCGGACACGGACUUGCCAUGCCUGUUUUGGCGGAAUGUUUUCCUACAGCAGGUGGAGUAGCAGACAGGCUCAAUGAUGCAACCCAGAGUUCUGCCGGAGACAACCAGUCCUACAUUCCAAUGUCUCAGAAUGUCGCAGACAGUGGUGCAACCCAAAGUUCUGCCGCAGGUAACCAGUCCUGCACUGAUAUGUCACAAGAUGUUGCAGACGGUGGUGCAACCCGGAGUUCUGCCAGUGAGAACCAGUUCUACUUUCCAAUGUCACAAUAUGUUGCAGACGGUGGUGCAACACAGACAUCUGCCGGAGAUAACCAGUCCUACACUGACAUAUCACGGGAUCUUCCAGACAGCGAUCCUGAUACAUCCCAGAGUUCUGCCAGUGACACACAGUCCUACACCCACCUCCUGCGUGAUGUGUUAGAAGAGGACCCCAAGACAGUCGUGAGCUACAUAUCACCAGUGGUUGACUAA
Molecule: messenger RNA, 2042 nt
Organism: Haliotis rufescens (red abalone)
Lineage: Eukaryota; Metazoa; Mollusca; Gastropoda; Lepetellida; Haliotidae
Product: multiple epidermal growth factor-like domains protein 6
Exons: 4
Coding region: 123-2042 (639 amino acids)
Source: RefSeq, a predicted model, not a curated record